This is a messenger RNA of Rhinichthys klamathensis goyatoka, 2316 nucleotides long. RefSeq names its product mucin-2-like. NCBI's taxonomy places the organism in Eukaryota, Metazoa, Chordata, Actinopteri, Cypriniformes, Leuciscidae. Bases 349 to 2316 code for a protein of 655 amino acids. The transcript has 5 exons. The record is from RefSeq and is a predicted model, not a curated record.
AACUGAAGAGCAGCCUUGCGUUGGCUUUAUGCACAGCUGCACUACUUCCUGAACUUAAGCCAGCUCCUUGUUUCCUGUCUGACAUUAUUGGCCAAACUUGAUUAAUUCAGGUGUGUCUGAUUAUUGUUGCUGUGACUACUGAGGUCAGGCACACCUGAAUUAAUCAAUUUGUCCAAUAAUGGCGGACAGGAAACAAGGAGCUGGCUUAAGUUCAGGAAGUAGUGCAGCUGUGCAUAAAGCCAAUUAGGCCAAAUUACCAACAUUUGUAAUGUAACACUUAAAUAAUCAAGUGCCUUUGUCACUUUGGUUGUCAUUAAAUGUUGAUUGUUUUUAUAUUCUAGUUUUAAGAUGCCAAGAGGAUCAACAGUAACAACCUGCGUGAGCUGCAAAGCAGCUAUUGGUGUGGCCACCAAGACCUGCAAAUAUUGCCAGUCAGUACAGCCAAGAAAGCAAAGACUGGCAAAAAAACUCCAGAAAUUUGAGGCCAGAAAGGAGACAUGGUUGAAAAACAAAAACAAAAACCAAACCACCUCUCAUGUUAUUGAUGAGGCAUCUGUCUUGGUCGAAAAGUUAAACACAUUGGGGUACAAGGCCAUAGUCUUCAUUGCAAAGAAAACAAAGAAGCAAAAAACCUGGUCCGCACAAGUCCUCCAGCCAAAAUGGCAGCUGUCAGACCAUUCUAAAAAAUGCCUUGACAGGAUGAAGGCUCUAUAUGAAGUUUUAAUUAAUAGUAAUCCUCCCAUCCAGCCCACCACCGGUCCUCCCAUCCAGCCCACCACCGGUCCUCUUCCCAUCCAGCCCACCACCGGUCCUCCCAUCCAGCCCACCACCAGUCCUCUUCCCAUCCAGCUCACCACCAGUCCUCUUCCCAUCCAGCCCACCACCAGUCCUCCCAUCCAGCCCACCACCGGUCCUCCCAUCCAGCCCACCACCAGUCCUCUUCCCAUCCAGCCCACCACCAGUCCUCUUCCCAUCCAGCCCACCACCAGUCCUCUUCCCAUCCAGCCCACCACCAGUCCUCUUCCCAUCCAGCCCACCACCAGUCGUCCUCCCAUCCAGCCCACCACCAGUCCUCUUCCCAUCCAGCCCACCACCAGUCCUCUUCCCAUCCAGCCCACCACCAGUCCUCUUCCCAUCCAGCCCACCACCAGUCCUCUUCCCAUCCAGCCCACCACCAGUCCUCUUCCCAUCCAGCCCACCACCAGUCCUCUUCCCAUCCAGCCCACCACCAGUCCUCUUCCCAUCCAGCCCACCACCAGUCCUCUUCCCAUCCAGCCCACCACCAGUCGUCCUCCCAUCCAGCCCACCACCAGUCCUCUUCCCAUCCAGCCCACCACCAGUCCUCCCAUCCAGCCCACCACCGGUCCUCCCAUCCAGCCCACCACCAGUCCUCUUCCCAUCCAGCCCACCACCAGUCCUCUUCCCAUCCAGCCCACCACCGGUCCUCCCAUCCAGCCCACCACCAGUCCUCUUCCCAUCCAGCCCACCACUAGUCCUCCCAUCCAGCCCACCACCAGUCCUCUUCCCAUCCAGCCCACCACCAGUCCUCUUCCCAUCCAGCCCACCACCAGUCCUCUUCCCAUCCAGCCCACCACCAGUCCUCUUCCCAUCCAGCCCACCACCAGUCCUCUUCCCAUCCAGCCCACCACCAGUCCUCUUCCCAUCCAGCCCACCACCAGUCCUCUUCCCAUCCAGCCCACCACCAGUCCUCUUCCCAUCCAGCCCACCACCAGUCCUCUUCCCAUCCAGCCCACCACCAGUCCUCUUCCCAUCCAGCCCACCACCAGUCCUCUUCCCAUCCAGCCCACCACCAGUCCUCUUCCCAUCCAGCCCACCACCAGUCCUCUUCCCAUCCAGCCCACCACCAGUCCUCUUCCCAUCCAGCCCACCACCAGUCGUCCUCCCAUCCAGCCCACCACCAGUCCUCUUCCCAUCCAGCCCACCACCAGUCCUCCCAUCCAGCCCACCACCGGUCCUCCCAUCCAGCCCACCACCAGUCCUCUUCCCAUCCAGCCCACCACUAGUCCUCCCAUCCAGCCCACCACCGGUCCUCCCAUCCAGCCCACCACAGAACCACCUCAGCAGAAACGCAAUUGUAACCACGGAAUCCUUGAAAAGGAGCCUUACUACCCAGUGAAGAGGGUGAUCCGCUGCAAAAUGCAGAAGCGCCCCAGCCCAUUCCACCAAGGUGGAUAUUGUCUGGCUGAGGGCCCGCGCUGUGACUGUACUGCAGUUCCUGCAUCAACCCCGGCUCAGAACUACCCUCGUGCUGCUCUUUUAGUGUUUUGGCCUGGUGGACUUGCAGAAAGGCCGUAG